Messenger RNA from Morone saxatilis (striped sea-bass), 5384 nucleotides. RefSeq names its product focadhesin (gene focad). Bases 78 to 5222 code for a protein of 1714 amino acids. The transcript has 44 exons. NCBI's taxonomy places the organism in Eukaryota, Metazoa, Chordata, Actinopteri, Moronidae. Gene Ontology annotation, biological process: regulation of post-transcriptional gene silencing. The record is from RefSeq and is a predicted model, not a curated record.
CUUUUGGUCCUCGGUACUCGCCGUACUUACAUGCGGGUUAUGCAGGCGGCUGGAUGAAUGAGGCAUGACCGGCAGAUAUGACGGAGAGUUUGAAAAUACGCUUUGAUUUCCCCAGCCCUGUCAUACAAGCCCAGACAGUGAGAAAUCUUGUUGCUGCCGUGCUAAAGGAGAAGGGGCCAAAUGGGCAAAUCACGCAGUCUUCCACCCAGGGUCCAGCGUUGGAGACUCUGUGGCAGCAGUGCUGCAGCGACUGCGCUCUGGUGCGGUCAGCCUGCUGCAAUGCCGUGGUGCUGCUGGUGGAGCAAGGCCACGCAGAGCUGCACUACGUCCUCAACAGCGUCCUCAACCUCCUGCCCUCUUCCAGAAAUGUCCAGGGGCUGAUAAAGGUCAUUGGACAGCUGCUACAGAUGCAGGCAGAACAGAGAGACAGAGGGAAACACUUCACCUGUCCUUACUCUAUCAGGAGCAGCCCUCAUCCAUACAUCACGGCCCUGGAGAACCGAGUGGACUGCUGGCCGGCUCUGCUGCUGGAGAUUGAUGACUUCAUCCAGCAGGCUGCCGACAGGAAUGAACCAGCCUACAUCACCAUGCUGGCCCCCUUCCUGCGCUACCUGUACUGCGAACCUCAGAGGCAACCCCAGCAUGCUCUCCUGCGACACAGUCUCCUCAGAGCGCUGGUGCCCGUACAUCCAGGAGCUGGAUCACACCUCCAGAAGAAGGACCAGAGAGAGACGUCCCCAGUGUCUGACAGCCUGCUGCACUGCCUCUGUCAGCUGGUGCCACACAUGCAGGUGGACUGCGUGGAGGCGUUGCUGGAGCUGUGUGGAUUCGCGGACGCUCUGCUUCAGGGUCUCGUCCUGGCCUCUGAGAAGCGCUGGAGGAACGAGAGCGUCGGGCUGCUCCUGCAGCUGCUCUGUGCCUGCCAGCGCUGCCUCCAGCUGAACGGAGACUGUCGGCCUUUUCUCAGCUUAAUACAGCAGCUCCUUCCUGCCUGCCAACAGGAGCUUCCAUUGGACGAGCUGUUGAUGGGCGUGGCCCUGCUCCUGCUAGAGGCCCCUGCAGCUCAGCAGAGCAGCCUGCUCAGUCUGGCACUGAGUUUAGUCCCUGAGCAGGCCGAGCUGUCUCCGUGGUUGAGCCCAGUCCUAGUUCUACCUGUUCUGCAGCUCCUGUCCUGCUCGGGCCUCACUGAAGCGCUGGCCGACCGGCGGACACACAGCCUCAACCAAGACUUGGCCCACAGCCUGCUCCGCAGCAUCAGCAAAGAGGCGGAUAAACCCAGACAGCCUGGUCCACCGUUGGCACUCCGUCUCACUCGCUGGUACGACGAGCUCAGCGUGGCUCUGUCCGUACUGCGGAAAUUGUCAAAUGAUCCAGCAGCCGCAGCUGAUUGGCUGCUGUCCGUCACCUCCGCCCUGACUUCCAGCCAGCACCAGCUCCGCUCCCACACCCUCAUUGUGACCCAUCUCAUCAUCAUGGGUCAGGAAGACGUCUGCCAGCUGGCUCUGAAGGCGAGCCAGGCCGUCGCUGCAGCCGACCCCUGCCAGGUCCCCUCCCUGAUUCCUGUUCUGUUGUUCAAACUGGGGAAGGAGAAGAAUCCAGGCCUGGCUCAUGCUGUGUUGAACUGCCUGCCAAACCUCGGGACUCACAAGCUCUGUGUCCCCAUGGUGCUGCAGACUAUCCACAUGCUGGCCAGUACCCCCAAGCUGAGAGCAGUGGCAAUGCGCCUCAUGACUGCUCUUUGGAAGAAACAGGAUCGAAUCUACCCAGAGCUGCAGCGUCUGCUGGGCCAGCAGGACAGUCGGGUGGUGGUGGGGAGGGACACCCAGUGGGAACAGAUCCUGGCCAGGGCGGCCUGCCUCAGGGACAUCUGCAGAGAGAGGCCUUACCAGCAUGGAGGUGACAUGUUGGCUGCGAUCACACUCACACUCAACCAGUGCACCAGACCAGACAUGGCAACCCCCGCUGCUCUGGCUCUGCAAGGACUACAGGAGCUGUGCCGGACAGAGGUAGUGGACAUCAUCUCAACGUGGAGGAGUCUGGGGCCCCAGCUGAGCUGUGACUCUCGGCCACUGAUGGUUAAAGCCACAGCUGAACUUCUGGCUCUGGUUCCCCAGCUCACUGUCAAGUCAGAGGAGUACGAGAAACUGAAAGACGAGGUGGUCAGCUUUCUGUGGAAUUAUGCUGUGAGCAAGGAUCCAGAGGUGGCCAGCUGUGGCUACAGGGCUUUGGCAGUUUUUCCUGAAGAGGUCCACACAAUAAAUCUCCUUCCUGAGGCAGCCAGACCAGUCACAAAGCUCCGUGAACAUGAGGAGGACGAACAGGAGGAGAAAGAGGAAGAAGAGAAGGAUCUCUCUGUCCCAGCCUCAUCUUAUGUGAAGCUGAUGACUCUCACCCCCACAUCUGUUCUACCAGCAUUUGAGCUCUUCCUAACUUCACUGGUUAAGCAGGAGAUGAGGCAGAUGCCUCGUGGGGUAUACUUCUCUGCUCUGAGGGGGGGGAACCUGCGUUCAGACCAGGGAAAAACAGUGGCAGGAAUUCCAUCAUUCAUGCUGAAAACCUACGAGAAAAACAAGCAGCCUGGGCUGAAGCCUGGACUAGCAGCCGGACUGCUGCUCUGUUACGAGCUGCCUGUGCAGACAGAUCGUGAUGGCAGACCAAUCGACCGUUUCCUCAUAAGCCGCAGCCGCAGCUACCAGCAGAUUUUGGCAGCCCUCAUUCAUGAAGUGAAUAUUCAGCCGUCUGAAUGGCACCGUGCUCUCCUCCUGCCCCAGGCCUGGCGGGGCUUCAUGAGCCGAGCUUUCCACGCUGUCCUACAGGGUCGACGUGCUGAUUUGGAGAUACAGCAGAAACAAGGCAAAGAGAACCCACAGGAGCUACAGUACAAACAACACUGUGCCUGGCUGUGGGCCAGAGAUCAGCUGGCAGAUGUCAUCCAAGCUGCUACAAAGGACAGUCCUGUCGUUCAGGGAAACUCCAUCCUGGCUCUGAGCGGCCUGGCAGCCGUCCUCGCUAAAUAUGAGAGCAACCUGCCUGCUGAUAGUGACGGCAGCCUCGGGGCCGGACCAGAGUUUGUGCCCACAGCCAGCUGGUUGGCCAUGGUUCUCAACACCCUGCUCAGCAUCAGCAGCAGCGGCUACAAGGCCAGAGGACAAGUCUUCCCAUGGUUCCUACAUCCAGUAUGCAACCAAAAACUUUUCUUCUUCCUGGCCUCUUCCUCCUCUGUCCUCUCCCUCAGAACGGGCUGUAUGUUGGGUCUGGCUCUGGUGCUUGCAGCUCUCUGCAGUAGUGGACAGACAGACCAACAUGUCCGUGUCACCCAAACACUGGACAAACUACUGUCUAACCUGCAGGACAGUAGUGGGCAGGGACGCAUGCUACAGGAGGUCAUGGCGUACUCUGUGGCGUGUGUGGGUGUCUCGGCCUUCAGCGGAGGCCUUAUUGAUGCUGCCAAGGCAGAGGAGGUCAUGAACACUCUGCGCACCCUGACCGAGGAGAGCCAGCAGACUCCAGGCUUCUCCCUGGCUCUCGGGUUGGUAGUCCACGGCCUGUCAAUGUCCGGCCACGGCAAAGCAGAGGACAUCCAUCCUCGUCUGCUGGCUGCUUGGAUCAAGAUCUUACUGGCUGAGGGUUGUCCCACCAUGCAGCGACUGGCUGCCGUCAACGGCCUGGUGGCUUUAGUCGGAUCUGAGAGUUACCUGAUUCAGCUAACCAGUGAGUCGGAGCUUUCCUCCCAGCAGCAGAGCAGGCUGAAUGAGGUUAUACGAGCCAUCUCUCAGAUCAUCACAUUCUCAGGAGCCCUGGGUUUGCAGUCCAACAGUGCUUGUUUGGUGGGUCAUUUGCAUUUGGCCCAUAUGUCCACCAGCCACAGUCACACAGCAGUUCCUCAGGAUUUCAGUUACCUCUCAGAGAAAAGUGUCAUCAGGUCUAUCAUUGACUUCCUCACAGAGGCUGGAAAAAAAGGUCCAGAGUUUGCCCAUCCAGCUCUGGCUAAGACCGCUCUGACCCCGCUGGCAUCAGUUGGAGCCAGUUUUCAGUACCCGCCUAUCAACUGGAGUGCUGUCCUGUCCCCUCUGAUGAGGCUCAGCUUCGGAGAGGAUGUUCAGCAUCAGUGUGUGGCGCUGGCAGUGUGUCAAGCUCAGUCUUCACAGAGUGCCUCUCUCUUUCUGGGCUCCUGGCUGUCACCGCCCCUUGUGCACAGUCUCAGUUACCUGACUCGGGCUCACCUGUACGAGAACUUGGGCUUAUGGAUGAAACACGUCGCUGAGGACAAGCUCCAGGUCCACGUGGAGAGCCUGGGCCUGCAGCAGUUCCAGGACGACCUUCGACCGCAGCGUCUGUCCAUGUGCCACUCCCUGCUGCAGGGCCUUGCUCAGGCCAUGGCCCUCCCAAACCCCCCCAACAACUGCUGGACCAUCCUCCGCUCCACCACUGAGAAGAUCUUCACUCUGCUGCCCAACCAAAUCCAGGAUAAUGAAGUAGAUUUGUACGUGGGAAUCGCCAAAUGUCUGUCUGAGAUGUCUGAUACAGAGAUUGACCGAAUCGCUCAAGUCACAGAGGCUCAGAUGGAGAAGACCUGUUUUAUCCUGGCUUACUUGACCGCCCAAGGCAGAGUUCCCCUCCUGGGUCUCAAUGACAUCAUUGCUGGCGUGCUUCGUGGUUGGCCGAGCCGCAGAGUUGGCUGGCUCCUCAUGCAGACUUUUUACCAGUGUCGCCUGGCCGCCAGCUCCAAUACAGGCGUUUCAAAACGAAUGGAGUGGCUCCUGGAGCUGAUGGGACACAUCCGAAACGUUGCUUAUGGCGCAACCUCCGUCCCAUGUGGAGACGCCAAACUGGCCACAGACUUCCUGUUCCAGGUUUUUGCUGCUGCUGUCGUUUCCUGGGGUGACCACUUCAUGCCCCUCCUCCUCGGCAUUAGGGCCCAGUGGUUCCCAUGGCCCCAAACUGUACGACACAGUCUGUACGGCGGUGAGGAGUCACUCACUGACUGUGUCCUGCCACAGUGCCUGCUGGGAAUCUCCCACAGCCUGACUCUGCUUCUGGACAAAGAGCCCUGGAGCAGCCAGACACACAAGUUCAUAGACUGGCUUCUCAGCAUCACAGAAGGUCCUGAACAGAGUCUGUCAGCCACAACCAUCAGCACAGCCAAAGCCACCCUAUUGGCCCUGAGGUCCUCUGCUGAGUUCAAGAAGAAAGCCGUAUGGACCAGAGCAUACGGCUGGUAGCCCUGAGGAGCCACUACACAGUGUAAGCAUAUGUGUGCUUCACUAUGGACUCAGAAACUGCACUGCCAUUGUUGCUCUGCUUCAAUCACAUAUGAGAACGGCAACAUCAAGAGGAAUGUGCUAUGUCAGAACAAUAUAUGCCCAUUAAAAGUUCAUCAAAUA